AUUUGGGGCAUGGGUGGGAUUGGCAAGACUGCCCUUGCUGAUGUUGUAUUUCACAGGCUUUCCUCUGAAUUUGAAGCUUCUUGUUUUCUUGCAAAUGUUAGGGAGGAAUUAGAAAAACAUGGACUAAAUCACUUGCGAAAUAAACUUUUUCGUGAGAUAUUAAAGGACAAAGAUCUAAAUAUCGACACUCCGUCUAUUGGAUCAACUUUUACUCGAGAAAGGAUCAGCCGUAAAAAGGCCCUCAUUGUUCUUGAUGAUGCGAAUGGUUCAAGCCAACUAGAAUUUCUUGUUGGUGACCAUGAUCAAUUUUGCCGCGGAAGUCUAAUAAUUAUAACAACUAGAGAUAGGAGCCUACUUGAGGAAAAGGUUGAUGAUGAUAAGAUAUACGAGGUUGAGAGAUUAAGUCCCAAUGAAGCUCUAUUGCUCUUUCAGUCGCUUGCUUUCGAAAAUAAGUCUCCAAAAGUAGAGUUUUCUGAGUUGUCAAGAAAGGUGGUAUAUGAUGUUAAAGGCAUUCCAUUAGCUCUUAAAACUUUGGGUCCCUUAUUCCUUCCACACAAGAGAAUAGAAGACUGGGAAGAAGAAUUGAGCAAAUUGAAAAAAUUCCCUUACGAAGAAAUUCUGAGUGUGUUGAGACAUAGUUACAAUGGAUUAGAAAAGAAUGAGAGGGAGAUAUUUCUCGAUAUAGCAUGUUUUUAUAAAGGGAUGGAUAUGGAUUUUGUGAUAAAAAUGAUACAUCUUCACGGUUUCUAUGCGGUGGGGAUUAAAGUUCUCAUUGCUAAGUCCCUCAUAUCGAUUUCAACAAGUAACUGCCUAGAGAUGCAUGAUAUGCUACAAGAAAUGAGUUGGGCAAUUGUUUCGUGA
Messenger RNA from Prunus persica (peach), 861 nucleotides. RefSeq names its product TMV resistance protein N. The transcript is spliced from 2 exons. Bases 10 to 861 code for a protein of 283 amino acids. Lineage: Eukaryota; Viridiplantae; Streptophyta; Magnoliopsida; Rosales; Rosaceae. The record is from RefSeq and is a predicted model, not a curated record. Gene Ontology annotation, biological process: defense response. Gene Ontology annotation, molecular function: ADP binding.